Messenger RNA from Nerophis lumbriciformis (worm pipefish), 3291 nucleotides. Lineage: Eukaryota; Metazoa; Chordata; Actinopteri; Syngnathiformes; Syngnathidae. The record is from RefSeq and is a predicted model, not a curated record.
AUGGCGCUGGCCAACGAGCAGAAAGAACUGCUGUUCAAAAUGCUGGAGGACAUGGGGGAGGACGACUUUAAUAGGUUCAAGUUCUUCACGCACCUGCCUGAAAGCGUACCCGAAAACGCCAAACGGGAAAAAAUUGCCAGCGAGCUGGUGAGGAAGCACGGCGAGAAUGCUCUGAAUGAGGCGAUCAAGAUUCUGGAGAAGAUCGGUAACAAAAACUUGGCUGAAAGGUUGCGUCGCAACAUCCUGGAAAUGAAAGGUGCUGUCUUCUCCGUCCAUGAUGAUGAUCAGAUUGCCAGUUCAAAAUGGAGCCGUAAGAUUGCCAAAAUGAAGAGGGACCUGCAAGACAACCUGCGGACUUUAUACAGCUUUGUUCCCGAGGGCAACACCGAGCGCUGGAAGCAGCAGCCUCUAGUGGAUGUCUACACAGAGCUCGACGUCACCUACGGGUCCGAUGUCAUGCCCGACAAGACACACGAGGUCCUCCAGAUGGAAACGUGCAUUGUGGCCAAGAAGUCCAUCCUGCCGUGCGACAUCUUUAAAAGCGCAGACGGGAAGCAGAGGCCAAUACGCACACUGCUCACUGUCGGUUUCGCGGGAAUUGGGAAAACAUUCCUUGUGCAAAAGUUUGUACGGGACUGGGCCAACGGAAUUACCAACCAGGACCUGCACUUCAUAUUCCCCCUCACCUUUCGUGAGUUGAACAAGGACAAAGGGAAAAGCUUUACGUUGGCCCAGCUCGUCCAACGCAAUGUCUGCGAGAGCAAGCACAUGACCGAGGAGACGCUGAGCAGUAUCUUUUCUGGCUUCAGCGAGAUCAAGAUCUUGUUUGUCCUGGAUGGACUGGACGAGUGCAACUUCGAAAUGGACUUUAAGAAUGAAACCAAGGUGGAUAUCAAUGUAAAGGAUGCCUACCCGCUGGAGGUGCUCCUGGCACACCUCGUCAGAGGGAACCUGCUUACCUGCGCCCGGGUUUGGAUCACCACGCGACCCGCGACAGCCCGCGAUAUCCCCUCUGACCUCAUCGACAGCAGAACUAAGGUGAGAGGAUUCAGCGAUUUCCGGAGGCUGGAGUACUUCAGGAAAAGGUUCCCAAAUAGGGAGCGCAUCAUUGAGCACAUCCGGAAAUCUCGCACCAUUUUUUUCAUGUGCCACAUGCCCAUCUUCUGCUGGCUUAUCGCCACAGUUCUACAGGAUCAUUUGGACAAAGGAAUGGAGGGAGAGCUUCCCACAACGCUGACUGAUAUAUACACAGAGUAUGCGUUUAACCACCUUGAAAAUUCCAAUGAGAGACAAACUACGAAGUACAUCCAUUACGUGAAAGCGUUAGCAAAGCUGGCCUUUCACCACACCAUGAAUAGGCGUCAAAUCUUCUACGAGAAGGACCUGUUCGACUGCGGCUUUGAUUACGGCCAAGCCGCAAAACACUGCGGUUUGUUCAGUGUGGUGUUUAAGGAGGUACUUCCGCUGAGGAGAAACCAACAGGGCAAGAUGUUUCAGUUCGUCCAUUUGACCAUCCAGGAGUAUCUGGCCGCACUGUAUGUGGUAAUGAGCCUCUUCCACGACAACAAGAAUGUACUAGCUGAAUCAGAGCUGGCACAGGGAUGUGUUUCCAUUCCAAUCAUUCAGGUACACAAGUCAGCUCUCCAGAAAGCCUCUGAAAGUGAAGGUUACCUGGACCUGUUCCUUCGCUUCCUCUUUGGCCUUUCCUUGCAUUGCAACCAGGAACUAGUGGGGGAACUGCUGAAGGCUCCUAAGGACAGCGAGCAAAGCAAGUCGGACACAGUUGAGUUGAUCAAGGAAAGGAUAAAACAAAACACUCCAGAGAAGAACAUUAACUUGUUCUACUGCCUAAACGAGCUGAAUGACCACUCCUUGCUAAAGUACCUCCAACAGGAAAGAAAUUCAGGCCGUCUCUCCUGGAGCGAAAUGCCAAAUGACAUGUGGUCAGCUCUGGCCUUCUUCUUACUGACCUCUGACGAAGCCAUGAAUUCCUUCAACCUUCAGGAGUACUCCGGAUCGGCAUUGGGGCUCGAGAUGCUACUGUCAGUUGUCAAGGCUUCUCAAAAAUCUGUGCUACAUGGUUGUAACUUGGACAAACGCAGCUGUCACCUGCUGGCCUCCGUUCUCAGCUCUCCAUCCAACCUGAGGCAUCUGCACCUAAGCCUUAACAGUCUGUCGGACGAUGGGGUCGAUAUCCUCUCGAAAGGACUGGCCAGCCCACACUGCAUCUUAGAAGUCCUCAAGCUGUCACUGUGCAAGAUCACAGAGAAAGGAUGCAAUUCCUUGGCCAAGGCUCUCGAAUUAAACCUGUCCCAUCUUCAAGAGUUGGACCUGUGGGGCAACAAUCUUUUGGACGGUGGGGUUGAGAUCCUCUCAGAAGGACUGGCCAGCCCACACUGCAUCUUAAAAGUACUCAAUCUGAGAUCAUGUAAAAUAACAGCGAAAGGAUGCGUUUCGUUAGCCAAGGUUCUCAAGUUAAACCCCUCCCAUCUUCAUGAGCUGCACUUGAGCGACAACAGUCUGUCAGACGAGGGGGUCGAGAUCCUCUUGAAAGGACUGGCCAGCCCACACUGCAACUUAAAAGUCCUCGACCUACAUGACUGCAAGAUCACGAAGCAAGGAUGUGUUUCAUUGGCUGAGACUCUCAAGUUAAAACCCUCUCAUCUUCAAGAGUUGGACCUAAGCGCGAACAAUCUGUCGGACGAGGGGUUGGAGAAUCUCUCGAAAGGACUGGCCAGCCCAGACUGCGUCUUACAAGUCCUCAGGCUGUCGUCCUGCAAGAUCACGAAGCGAGGGUGCGAUUCAUUGGCCGAGGCUCUCAAGUUAAACCCCACCCAUCUUCAAGAGCUGCAACUGAACUUCAACGAUUUGUCGGACGAGGGGGUCGAGAGCCUCUCGAAAGGGCUGGCUAACCCAGACUGCAACUUAAAGGUCCUCAGGCUGGUUAAGUGCAAGAUCAAGAAGGGAGGAUGUGUUUCAUUGGCUGAGGCUCUCAAGUUAAACCCUUCCCAUCUUCAAGAGCUGGACCUUAACAUAAACAGUCUGUCGGAUGAGGGGGUCAAGAUCCUCUUGGAGGGACUGGUCAGCCCAUACUGCAACUUAAAAGUACUUGGGCUGGUAAAUUGUGGGAUCAAGAAGCAAGGAUGCGUUGCAUUGGCCUCUGCUCUAAAGUUCAAACUCUCCCAUCUUCAAGAGCUGUUCCUGAGCAAAAACACUCUGUCAGACGAGUGUGUCGAGAUCCUCUCGAAAGGAUUGGCUAGCCCACCCUGCAACUUAAAAGUCCUGGAGUAA